Messenger RNA from Rosa chinensis, 899 nucleotides. RefSeq names its product protein AE7-like 1. The transcript is spliced from 5 exons. The record is from RefSeq and is a predicted model, not a curated record. Bases 186 to 656 code for a protein of 156 amino acids. Gene Ontology annotation, biological process: iron-sulfur cluster assembly. NCBI's taxonomy places the organism in Eukaryota, Viridiplantae, Streptophyta, Magnoliopsida, Rosales, Rosaceae.
AGUCACAGACUCACAAUGACAGACAUGAUCCGAUGGGCGCAAAUACAUUGCUUUUGUCUUCCCAACUCGUGUCUUUCUCUUACUGGUUUUCAUAAAAAGUAGAUUACUACAAACCCACAACAAUCCCACUCUGUGAUCCUGCCUCUGUUCCGUGACUAACUUGGUUUCAAGAGAGAACGAAGAAGAUGACGCUGGGUCUGAUCAAUGCAAACCCGGUGGUGCACGCUAAGAAGGAAAGGGUUGCCCGCACCGAAGAUCUUCACUCCGACGUCGACGCCGCUGUUGAUCCUCUCGAAAUCUAUGAUUUCGUGAGGGAUAUAAGAGAUCCGGAGCAUCCGUACUCGUUAGAGCAGCUCAGCGUGCUUUCCGAGGAGUCCAUCACCGUCGACGACAAGCUCGGCCGGAUUCUGAUUACGUUCACGCCAACCAUUCAGCAUUGCAGUAUGGCAACAGUGAUAGGACUAUGCCUGAGAGUUAAACUCAAGCAAUGUUUCCCUCCUCAUUACAAGGUUGACAUUAAGGUAUCUCCAGGAUCUCAUGCAGAUGAAGAAUCAGUUAAUAAGCAGUUGAAUGAUAAAGAAAGAGUUGCUGCUGCCCUGGAGAAUCCUAACCUUCGCCAACUUGUGGAUGAGUGCCUCUAUUCCAGUGAACUGUGACCAAGGCUCGAGACCCACUGUACAGAAGAGACUUUAGUAAUCAUAUGCAAUAAGAAAUUGCUCUGUUGUAUAAUCACUCUGCUUUUUUGCCUCUAUCAAGGUGGUGUGACUAGGUGAUCUGGAGAACUCUCUUGUAAAAUAGAAAAGCAUAGGUUGCAACAUGUAUCAACUCUAUUCAAAUGGUAUGCACCAUUGACUCAGAAAUUUUCAUUUCUACAUCAGAAGUAUUCUUACAGCCCCUUA